GGAAAUAUAUACCGCGAGAAGAGUUACUAAGGUGUGUGUGACAUCUUUGAUUCAAAACAGCGUGUAGCUGACAUCCAUUAGUAUUGCACUAUCGACGCAGGUCACAAUUAAAAAGCACCAUGUCUGAGAGAAAAGCCGUCAUCAAGAAUGCUGACAUGAGCGAGGACAUGCAGCAGGACGCUGUAGACUGCGCCACAGCAGCCCUUGAGAAGUACAACAUUGAGAAGGACAUCGCUGCAUACAUCAAGAAGGAGUUCGACAAGAAGUACAACCCCACAUGGCAUUGUAUUGUCGGACGCAACUUUGGCAGCUACGUCACCCACGAGACCAAGCACUUCAUCUACUUCUAUCUGGGACAGGUGGCCGUUCUCCUCUUCAAAUCAGGGUGACCCCUGUCUCCUACGAACUUCCAUGAUUACAAACUCAAUAUUAUGUCUUCUGCCAUCUCCAUCCUGUAUGCAAUCAACUCAGACUCAGAAAGCAGUACUUUUGAACUCAUCAGAAGAGUACAUUAUUUGAAUUUUAAACUGUUCGAAUUAUUCAGUUGGUUUGGAGAGUCUACAAUCUGGCAGAUCAAAAUACUGUGGUUAUGCAGUCAGAAUAUUGAAUGAAGUAUUUUCAUGUUCUGAGCGGAAGCUUCGAGAUAUACACAGAGAACAACGUUUACCCGUUACUUAUGCUUUUGGUCAUACUAACACCCUGUUUGGUUCACAUAUCAAAUGUCCAUUUGCAAGGAUUCGGAUUAUUUGGGUAUUCAACAGUUUGAUAUGUGCAUACAUUGUUGUCCGAGUCAGUCCGUGUUGAUACUAGAACAUUUGGAGUACAUUUGAAUAUAUUUCAGAUUUUAAUUGUCUCUUGUUUGUUAUUUAUCUAUUUGCAAUGUGUGGACCAAUAAACAUUGCGUCAUUAA
This is a messenger RNA of Haliotis rubra (blacklip abalone), 910 nucleotides long. RefSeq names its product dynein light chain 2, cytoplasmic. Gene Ontology annotation, molecular function: dynein intermediate chain binding; dynein light intermediate chain binding. The record is from RefSeq and is a predicted model, not a curated record. Lineage: Eukaryota; Metazoa; Mollusca; Gastropoda; Lepetellida; Haliotidae. Bases 120 to 389 code for a protein of 89 amino acids. Gene Ontology annotation, biological process: cilium assembly; microtubule-based process. Gene Ontology annotation, cellular component: cytoplasmic dynein complex. The transcript is spliced from 3 exons.